CACGUUAUUACUGUGUACCGGGAUAGACCUAACUGACAUAUCAUUUGCGAAUGUUGUCGAUCCACGACAAUUAUUCAAUUUAGUUUUACUAGUUUACUACACAAAAUUCAAAAACGAAAAUAUCGACUUCUUAAAUCAGAAUGAAUAAUUUAAAUAAGUUGUAUGCCAUUGCGGCCUUGGGCAAUGGUAAUGUUAUGGCUAUACCAUGUAUUUGGUUAGUUCGAGAAAAUUAUUCACCCAUAGUCAAAAAUAAAGAUUAUGAAUUAUAUUUUCCAUUACACGAAUCUGUUAAGCAAGCAGAAAAAUAUGCAGAUGUUAAAAAAGAUUGGGUAAAAUCAUGUUGCACGGUUCUCGAUAUUACAGAUUCUUAUUUAAGAGCCCAUUAUAUGGCUACCACAGAAAACUUGGGAAAAUAUACAUUUGUUAUUGUUGAGUUUUUGGAAGACCAAUCAGCGGAAGUUGUUUUAUGUAAUUGGGUUUUGACUGAUGAUGUUACACAACAAUUUAAAUGUCAGUGGCCAGGAAGUAAAAAUGAAUUGAAGUACUCUCAGUUAAAAAAAAAUCCUACAAAUGUAUGGUCAACACAUAUCUGUAUUCCACGAAAAUUUUUUGAUUAUCUAAUAAAUUAUUCUUAUGAAAGUGACAAUCAAAGUCAAUCUAUGUUUUUAAUGCUUAUAGAUAAUGUUCCGGCUCCAUCAAGUAACUUUAACUUUAACAGUUCAAGUCCAUUACAACAGUCAUGUGAAUUGGAAAAUGUAGUCGAAGACAAUGGAAAUCAAAAUUCACAAGCUUGUACAAUACCUGAACUAAUGAAUGUUGUACAAAAUAUUGGUCAUGUUAUGAUGAAUGGUAAGUUAAAGUCUUAA
Molecule: messenger RNA, 866 nt
Organism: Metopolophium dirhodum (rose-grain aphid)
Lineage: Eukaryota; Metazoa; Arthropoda; Insecta; Hemiptera; Aphididae
Exons: 5
Coding region: 141-866 (241 amino acids)
Source: RefSeq, a predicted model, not a curated record